CAUGCAAAAGAUGCCCUUAGUCUUGCCCAGAUGCAAGAGCAGACCUUGCAGCUGGAACAGCAAGCAAAACUUAAGGAGUAUGAAGCUGCCAUUGAACAACUGAAGAAUGAACAGAUACGGGUACAAGCAGAAGAGAGACGAAAAACGCUCAGUGAAGAAACAAAACAGCAUCAAGCACGAGCCCAAUACCAGGACAAAUUGGCAAGGCAGCGCUAUGAUGAACAGAUGCGACAGCAGCAACUUGCUAAUGAGGAGAAUCUGAGGAAGCAGGAAGAAUCUGUACAGAAGCAGGAAGCCAUGAGGCGUGCUACUGUAGAGCGAGAGAUGGAGCUACGGCAUAAGAAUGAAAUGCUGCGUGUCGAGGCGGAGGCAAGAGCCCGUGCCAAGGCUGAGCGGGAGAAUGCAGACAUCAUUCGGGAGCAGAUCCGCUUAAAAGCUGCUGAGCAUCGCCAAACGGUGUUAGAGUCCCUCAAGACAGCUGGGAUGCUCUUUGGGGAAGGAUUCCGUGCUUUUGUAACAGACUGGGAUAAAGUUACGGCCACGGUGGCAGGACUAACGUUGCUGGCAGUGGGUGUUUACUCUGCCAAGAAUGCCACGGCAGUAGCAGGGCGAUAUAUAGAAGCACGUUUGGGCAAACCUUCCCUGGUGAGAGAAACCUCGCGCAUUACUGUGCUGGAAGCACUGAAGCAUCCUAUCAAGGUGGGUAAGCGUCUUACCAGCAAGGCUCAGGAUGCCCUUGAAGGGGUUGUUCUCAGUCCACAGUUAGAAGCACGUGUGAGAGACAUUGCCAUAGCAACAAGAAAUACAAAAAAGAACAAAAGCCUAUACAGGAAUAUUCUUAUGUAUGGUCCCCCUGGCACUGGAAAGACGCUCUUUGCCAAGAAACUAGCGGUGCAUUCAGGCAUGGAUUAUGCCAUCAUGACGGGUGGUGAUGUUGCUCCCAUGGGGCGGGAAGGAGUUACUGCCAUGCAUAAACUCUUUGACUGGGCAAACACCAGUAGGAGAGGCCUCUUGCUAUUUGUGGACGAAGCGGAUGCGUUUCUGCGGAAGAGGGCAACAGAGAAAAUCAGUGAAGAUCUCAGAGCAACUUAUUUUUUCAGAACAGGGCAGCACAGCAACAAGUUUAUGCUUGUUUUAGCAAGCAACCAGCCUGAGCAGUUUGAUUGGGCUAUCAAUGACCGAAUAGAUGAAAUGGUGAACUUUGAUCUACCCCAGCUAGAAGAACGGGAGCGGCUUGUGAGAAUGUAUUUUGAUAGGCAUGUCUUGAAGCCAGCCACAGAGGGUAAACAGCGUUUGAAGCUGGCCCAGUUUGACUAUGGGAAAAAGUGCUCAGAGAUUGCCAGGUUGACAGAGGGCAUGUCUGGCCGAGAGAUCUCUCAGCUUGCUGUGGCAUGGCAGGCUGCAGCUUAUGCAUCAGAGGACGGUGUUCUUACAGAGGCCAUGAUCGAUGCUCGAGUAGCUGAUGCUGUGCAGCAACACAAACAGAAGAUGGAGUGGCUGAAAACAGAGGGUGCUGAAGCAAGCAAAGGGACUGGCAGAAACCCACUUCUGCCUUUCCCCAAAGGAACACCAGUGUGAGAAGUCUGCAGGCUUCAGACCAGCAUGUGUGGGAAGUGGGCAUGGGAGAAAGCUGGGAGGGUCUUCUGGGCAAAUGUUUGGUGGGAUCAUGUGUUGAGAGAAACGUGUCCAUUGGUGCAAGGGAGGGGAUACUGCCUCGGUCUG
Molecule: messenger RNA, 1722 nt
Organism: Cariama cristata (Red-legged seriema)
Lineage: Eukaryota; Metazoa; Chordata; Aves; Cariamiformes; Cariamidae
Gene: ATAD3A
Product: ATPase family, AAA domain containing 3A
Biological process (GO): mitochondrion organization
Cellular component (GO): mitochondrion
Molecular function (GO): ATP binding; zinc ion binding; ATP hydrolysis activity
Source: RefSeq, a predicted model, not a curated record